AUGGAGAACCUCACUCAAUUAGAACAGAACAUUGUGGCACAAUCAUUGCGUGUAUCAAACUUGGGUGAAUAUUUCGCAUGGACACAACAGUGUGAUGACCUUAUCGAGCAAUUGGAAGAACGCAGUCGCGACGCCAAGCAGCCGCGACUCUCUAUCGGAAACAAACAGUCCUUAGUAGCUCGAAUCGCGCGGCUUGAGGGACUGAAGAAGCGAUUAGAAAAACGCUUUAUCCAUAUUGGUGGCGAGUAUGCAGGGUGGAAUAACGGUGUCGAAGAACUCUCUUGGCGAGAGAUAGAGACCGCGUUCGAGAGCCGCAUUUUAACCGGUGCUGUGAUAAAUUCCGGCUAUAUCGAACCACGGCGAUUUCUGGAAGACGCUAGUAUCAUAGUGCUCGAUUACGUGCAAAAGGUAAUAAAUGAACAUGACAGUGUGAAAUUGAAUACCGUGUUCAAUGGCGAGUUUGUGGCGGGUGAGAAGACUGCCAAUAAAAGUAUCAAUACGCGAAACCGAGCACUCUUUCGUACGUCCAAUCUGAAAGAGUGGUUUGCACGAUACGUUAUCGAGCCCACCUUGGCGUCUCUUGAAGAAUUCCAGGAACGCGACAGUGGAUGGGCGUUGUCGCGUAUACUGGACUUGACGGUUAACGUUAACAAAUAUAACCCUAUGCACGCGGGAUGUCACGUCAAAUUGCCGAAGAAAAUUAUGGCGAAGAAAGCAGUGGUAAACGUGCAAAUACUCAAUCUCCAAGGCAUAGAAUUUCCUAUGACAUUGAAGCAAGUCAACAAGUUUGAAGAGCUCAACAAUGUCUCAAUCAACAUAUACUAUAUGAAUGAAUGUCGGAAACAAAAAAAUGAAAAAGAAGUAUCAUUAAGUAUCGUUUCACUGCGUCUCACCGAUGAUAAGAAGGCCCGGCACAUCAAUCUACUGUACGUGCCACAAGAUAAUGGCUUGGGACACUUUACGUGGAUCAAGAACCUGUCUCGGCUAGUUGGCAUCCAACUUAGCAGCAAUAAACGAAAAAAAUAUAUUUGCGAUCGGUGUCUGCACUACUUCUCCUCCAGCGGGAGAUUGAAGGCCCACUCCGUAGAUUGCACAAAACUAAACGAUUGUGUCAUUGUUUUACCGAAAGAGGACGACAAGUGGCUGCGUUUCGACAACCACAGCAGGAAAGAGCGGAUGCCGUUCGUCGUAUACGCCAACUUGGAGUGUGCAUUGGAGAAGAGAGGAGCGGAAAAAUUCGGCACAUACCCAUAUCACCAUCACAAGGCAUAUAGUGCUGCGUACUACGUGCGGUGUUCAUACGACAACUCAUUAUCCGCGUAUCGAUAUCGUCGCGGCACCGACUGCAUUUCGUGGUUUGUCGAAGAAUUGAGGGCUUUAGCAUUUCGCGUAAAAGCAAUUCUAACCGCUAAUGUGCCCAUGGAAAAUCUAACGAGAGAACAGGAAGUAGCAUACCAUAGCGCGACGCACUGUCAUAUCUGCGAAGAGCCAUUCGCGCAAGACGAGACGCGAGUACGCGAUCAUUGCCAUCUGACCGGUCGGUACAGAGGUCCUGCGCAUUCAAAUUGUAAUCUAAAUUAUAAAGAGUCCUAUACUAUUCCGAUAGUAUUUCACAAUUUAUCCGGUUACGAUUCACAUUUUAUAAUCAAAGAAUUGGCUAGCGUCUUCCCGUACAAGUACGUGGAUUGCGCCGAAAAGUUGCAAGAUACCCGCUUACCACUGCGAGAAUCAUUCUACAGUUCCUUAACGGGUGACACGAUAUCCGAGAGCGAUUACGCGCACGCUGAGAACAUCUGGCAGCAGUUCGCCAUUCAAACGUUAGGCGAAUACAGCGACUUGUAUUUGAAAACCGACGUGUUAUUAUUGGCCGACAGUUUUGAAAAUUUUCGCGACAGUUGUAUCACGAGUUAUGGUCUCGAUGCGGCAUAUUACUAUACGCUACCGGACUUCACGUGGGACGCGAUGCUCAAGCAUACGCGUAUAAAUUUCGAACUGCUCACCGAUAUCGAUAUGGUUAUGUUCAUAGAACGCGGCAUACGCGGCAGCCUAAGUCAGUGUUCAAACAGGUACGCCCGUGCCAACAAUAAAUACAUGGAGUCGUACGAUCCAUCGAAACCAUCGUCGUACUUGACGUACUUUGACAUUAAUAAUUUAUACGGUUGGGCAAUGUCUCAACCUCUGCCCUAUGCAGAUUUUCAAUGGGUCGACGACGUCUCGGACUUCGACGUGAACGCUAUCGCUCCUGAUUCGUCCACCGGUUACAUUCUUGAGGUCGAUCUCGAAUAUCCACAGCAUCUGCACGAUGCGCACACUGACCUACCAUUCUGUUUGACGCGCGAUAAGCCGCCGGGCAAGCGCCAGAACAAGUUGCUCGCAACGUUAAAUGAUAAGGAACGUUACGUGAUACACUAUCGCAACCUGCAGCAGUGUAUGCGUCACGGUCUGCGGAUAAUAAAAAUUCAUCGCGUAUUACAAUUCGCGCAAUCCGCAUGGCUUCGUAGGUACAUUGAACUCAAUACACAAUUUCGAAUGCGCGCGACCAACGAUUUCGAAAAAAAUUUGUACAAAUUGAUAAACAACGCGGUAUUUGGAAAAACUAUGGAAAAUGUACGCAAUCAUAUGGAUGUAAAGCUUGUAACAAAAUGGAACGGAAGGUACGGUGCGGAGGCACUGAUCGCUAAACCAAAUUUCCAUAGCCGGAGCGUCUUUUCGGAAAACCUGGUCGCGAUUGAACUGCGCAAACUCCAGGUGAAAUUCAACAAACCAAUCUACGUGGGUAUGUGCAUACUCGACAUAUACAAGACGUGUUUGUACGAAUUUCAUCACGAGUAUAUGGUACCUCUUUAUCGCGAAAAAUGCAAGAUCAUGUACACGGAUAUGGAUAGUUUAAUUUACCAUAUCGAGUGCGACGACGUGUACGAGCAAAUGAAACAUGAUGUUGCGAGAUUCGAUACGAGCGAUUACGAGGUCGAUAAUGCGUAUGGAAUGCCACUCGCAAAUAAAAAGGUACCCGGUUUGAUGAAGGACGAAAACAACGGCACGAUAAUGACAGAGUUCGUCGGGCUUAGAGCGAAGAUGUACGCUGUGAGAGUGGCCGGUAGGAAAGACACCAAAAAAGCGAAAGGUGUCAAGAGUAAUGUCGUAUCGAAAGCGAUAACAUUUGAAGACUACACGCGGUGUCUGAAAGAUUAUACGGAAGUGACGCGACGCCAAUCAUGCAUAAGAUCAAAAUUGCAUGAGGUGUACACUGUGUCAGAGCCGAAAAUCGCUCUAAGUCCGUACGACGAUAAGCGUUAG
Molecule: messenger RNA, 3297 nt
Organism: Ooceraea biroi (clonal raider ant)
Lineage: Eukaryota; Metazoa; Arthropoda; Insecta; Hymenoptera; Formicidae
Source: RefSeq, a predicted model, not a curated record